Manduca sexta (tobacco hornworm) is the source of this 912-nucleotide messenger RNA. Its product is annotated as tRNA (guanine-N(7)-)-methyltransferase. Gene Ontology annotation, molecular function: tRNA (guanine(46)-N7)-methyltransferase activity. Bases 185 to 886 code for a protein of 233 amino acids. The transcript is spliced from 6 exons. Gene Ontology annotation, biological process: RNA (guanine-N7)-methylation; tRNA methylation. Gene Ontology annotation, cellular component: tRNA methyltransferase complex. NCBI's taxonomy places the organism in Eukaryota, Metazoa, Arthropoda, Insecta, Lepidoptera, Sphingidae. The record is from RefSeq and is a predicted model, not a curated record.
UUAAUGUACAAAGUGACAACUCUUACGUAGUAUAAUCACUUACUCUAUGGUAAUUGUUCAAGCAACAUUGCAAAAAAAGUUGGUGAUGUUUAUUUUAUAUUUGAAGUGAAUGUUUAGCCAUUGAAGAAGGAUAAUAAGAUCAGACUUAUGCACACUUGUGCACUAUUUAGGACAUCAUUAUACUAUGGCACUUCCACAAAAAAAGUAUUACAGACAGCGUGCUCAUUCUAACCCUAUAGCCGAUCAUUGUUUUGAUUACCCUACUCACCCGGAUGAUUAUGACUGGUCUGCCUUAUACCCUGCAUACAAAAAUGAAAAAAAAGUAGCAUUUUUGGAUGUAGGAUGUGGAUAUGGGGGAUUAUUAGUAACAUUGUCACCAAUGUUUCCAGACAGUUUAAUGUUGGGAUUAGAAAUUCGAGUGAAAGUGUCAGAUUAUGUGAAUGAUAGGAUUAAGGCUUUGAGAGCAACACAUGCUGACCAGUAUCAAAAUAUUGCUGUGUUGAGAACCAAUGCUAUGAAGUAUUUGCCAAAUUUCUUUCAUAAAGGCCAGCUCAAAAAAAUGUUCUUCUUGUAUCCAGAUCCACAUUUCAAAAAGGCCAAGCAUAAAUGGAGGAUAAUCAAUAAAUGGCUGCUUUCUGAAUAUGCUUAUGUUCUUGCAGAAGAGGGAAUUAUCUACACUAUAACUGAUGUAAAGGAUUUACAUGAAUGGAUUGUGACACAUUUUGAAGAACAUCCACUGUUUUCAAGAAUUACUGAAGAAGAGAUGAAUAAAGAUCCUAUUGUUGAGAAGCUCUACGAAAGUACAGAAGAGGGUAAAAAAGUUACUAGAAAUAAUGGGGAAAAACAUGUUGCGGUAUUUCAGAGAAUUGCUGACAAGGAAAGUUAGGAAUUAAACAACUAUUUUAUUAAUUA